AUGUGGUUUCCCUUAAUUUUAGGGCUUUUAUCGACGAUUUAUUACUACAUCAUCCGAAAUCGUGACUUUUUCUUACGGAAAAAUGUUCCUUUCGUCAAAUCUGCGCCACUUUUCGGCACAAGUUGGAAAGCAAUUUUCGGUUUCGAGUCAUAUUUCGCGUAUUAUCGAAGAAUUUACCAAAAAUUUCCAGAAAAUAAAUUUUUUGGCGUCUUCGAGCUACUUCAACCCGUGUUUGUAAUUCGCGAUCCGGCACUUUAUCGCAAAAUUUUCAUCACAAAUUUCGAUCAUUUCAUGAAUCGACGUCUCAUGGUCGAUCGUGAAGUCGAUCCUGUAGGCGGAUUGCUGAUUGGAGUCGUUCGGAACGAGGAAUGGCGUCGUUUACGGAAUAUUACGAGCCCCGCAUUCACUGCGAACAAGCUGAAGUUCAUUCUGACCCUCGUAAAUGGCACGAUGAAGCGAAUUAAUGAAGAUUUAGGACAAAAAAUUACGAAAAAAGGGAAUUUCCGGUUUGAAGCAAUCGAUUUUUAUACGAGAUGUGCCACAGAUUUGAUCGCGCACACGACUUUCGGGUUAAAUGUGAACUCAAUUAACGAGGAAAACAACGAAUUUUACUUGAUGGGCAAAAAAUUGACAGAUUUCACGAAGAAAUUCUUCUGGAGAGCGACUUUGCUGACAGCUUUGCCCAAAGUAGCGAAAUUUUUGGAAGUUGCGCUGUUCGAUAAGGAAGCGACGAAGUAUUUUCAAGGCAUUAUUCGUGAAAUUGUGGAGUUUCGACAGAAAAACGACGUUAAAAUACCGAAUUUUAUUCAAUUAUUCAUGGAAGCUGACCUAAGUUUUGACGAAAUUGUGUCGGUAUCGACGGCUUUUUUCUUCGGGGGCAUCGAUUCGUUCGCAACUUUGUGGCAAUUUAUGUCUUACGAGCUCGCGAUGAACCCAGAAGUGCAAGAAAAGUUACAAGAAGAGAUCGAUUCGGUCGCAAACGACUUGAAAAAUCCCGAAGAAAUCGAUUACGAAGCAAUAAAAAAGUUAAUUUUCAUGGAUGCCGUUAUUGAAGAGACUUUUCGCAAACAUCCCUCGACGGCAUGGCUUGAACGGGUUUGCAAUAAAUCCUUUACGUUGCGAGAAAAAACUGAAUCCGAGGAAGAAGUUGUGCUAAAUCCGGGAGAUAUUGUCGUAAUUCCGAAUGAUGCGAUUCAAAAUGAUCCAAAAAUAUUUGAGGAUCCGGACAAAUUUCAACCAGAAAGAUUUUUGGAGAAGAAAAUUUCGGGAGAAAUAAUGCCGUUUGGAUUGGGACCGCGUCAAUGCAUUGCAACGAGAUUUGCUUUGAUGCAGACGAAAGUUUUCUUUUUUAAUUUGUUGUCGAAGUUUACGAUUAAAAAGAACGAAGAGACGGUUGAGGAGUUUAAUUUGGUCAAAGGAACUAUGCUGAGAAAAGUUGAAGGAGGAAUUUUGUUGGAUUUUGUGAAACGAAAUUAAUUUUUAAAUUAAAAUAAAUUUUUAAAAUCAAAUAAUUAAUUAAAAAAAUAUUUAAAAAAAAAUUAUUUGUAGAAAAAUAAUAAAAUAAAUAAAAAUAAAAUAAUAAUAAAAAAAUAAAAAUAUCAAGAAUUAAAAAAAAAUUAAA
Culicoides brevitarsis is the source of this 1621-nucleotide messenger RNA. Its product is annotated as cytochrome P450 9e2-like. NCBI's taxonomy places the organism in Eukaryota, Metazoa, Arthropoda, Insecta, Diptera, Ceratopogonidae. Gene Ontology annotation, molecular function: heme binding; oxidoreductase activity, acting on paired donors, with incorporation or reduction of molecular oxygen; monooxygenase activity. The transcript has a single exon. The record is from RefSeq and is a predicted model, not a curated record. Bases 1 to 1476 code for a protein of 491 amino acids.